This is a messenger RNA of Cetraspora pellucida, 246 nucleotides long. The record is from the annotation of a GenBank genome assembly. Lineage: Eukaryota; Fungi; Glomeromycota; Glomeromycetes; Diversisporales; Gigasporaceae.
AUGGGAACUUGGGUUGUUAUGACAACAACUGUAACUAUUGUCUGCACAUUAAGAGUUGAAUUAAUUUGUGUUGUAAUUGCCAUAGACGUUGUUAUUGUCAACACUUCAUUAGUUACUGGGGUUGCAGCUGUCGCGGGAGUUGGCGUUGUUACCGUGGUUGUUGGCACAAACAACAAUUGGGUAUUUUAUGUGCAAAAUAAUCCCAAUGACUUUGUUGAAAUACAACCGGUCACGGUUACGGCAUAG